UGAUCGAAAAACAAAAACAACCAAAAAAAAUGCAUUUCAACAAUCGAAUAUAUCAAUUACAAUCAUUAUUAGUAUUGGCCAUAAUUCUACAACAAACAAUGGCCAAUAUGCUUGAUGAUUUAUUAGGCAAAGAUGAACCAGAAGUUGUACAUCAUCAUGUAUCAGUACCGAUGAAAAUUAUCAAAGAAGUACCAUACCAUGUACCAAUGCCAAUUAUGGUCAAACAAAAACCAGAAGUGAAAACUAUUGAAGUGCCAGUAAAAGUACCGAUAGCUAUACCAGUAAAGAUUCCAGUGAAAAUUCCAUAUCCAGUUUAUGUUAAAGUACCAUAUCCAGUUAAAAUUCCACAUUAUGAAAGCUAUCAUGGUGGAUAUGGCCAAGAAAAAUAUGGUGGUGGUGGUGGUGGUGGUUACGGUACGGUGGUGGACAUGGCGGCGGAUAUUAAAAACGAAACCUUGAUUGAUUCAUGA
Molecule: messenger RNA, 470 nt
Organism: Dermatophagoides farinae (American house dust mite)
Lineage: Eukaryota; Metazoa; Arthropoda; Arachnida; Sarcoptiformes; Pyroglyphidae
Source: RefSeq, a predicted model, not a curated record